Molecule: messenger RNA, 3281 nt
Organism: Anguilla rostrata (American eel)
Lineage: Eukaryota; Metazoa; Chordata; Actinopteri; Anguilliformes; Anguillidae
Product: ras-related protein Rab-8B-like
Exons: 8
Coding region: 116-739 (207 amino acids)
Biological process (GO): Golgi vesicle fusion to target membrane; protein secretion; endocytic recycling
Cellular component (GO): plasma membrane; trans-Golgi network transport vesicle; synaptic vesicle
Molecular function (GO): GTPase activity; GTP binding
Source: RefSeq, a predicted model, not a curated record
CUCACGCCCUCUCUUCCCAUCACUGUAUGGAUACAGUUAGAAGUACCGAGUAGAGGCUAGUCCGCUUGUUGGUACAUUGUCAUUUAUAAAAGAAGAGGGAACACCAACGGGAAAAAUGGCGAAAACGUACGAUUAUUUAUUUAAACUAUUGCUCAUAGGAGACAGCGGUGUGGGUAAGACCUGUCUACUUUUCAGGUUCAGCGAAGACGCGUUCAACACAACCUUUAUAUCCACAAUAGGGAUCGAUUUCAAAAUCAGAACGAUAGAACUGAACGGGAAGAAGAUCAAACUCCAGAUCUGGGACACUGCAGGACAGGAGAGGUUCCGGACCAUCACCACAGCGUACUACAGGGGUGCGAUGGGCAUAAUGCUGGUGUAUGACAUCACAAACGAGAAGUCCUUUGAUAACAUCAAGAACUGGAUCCGGAAUAUCGAGGAGCACGCCUCAUCUGAUGUGGAGAGGAUGGUCCUGGGGAACAAAUGUGACAUGAACGAAAAGAGACAAGUGUCCAGAGAGAGAGGAGAGAAGUUAGCAAUAGAUUAUGGAAUAAAGUUCCUGGAAACAAGUGCAAAAUCCAGCUUAAAUGUGGAAGAGGCCUUUUUCACACUUGGCAAGGAUAUUAUGGCCAGACUCAACAGAAAGAUGAAUGACAACACUCCUCCAGGGGGAGGAGGGCCGGUUAAAAUCUCAGAGAACCGGUCCAAGAAAAGCAGCUUCUUCCGCUGCACGCUGCUGUAACAGAGCCCCAGUUACCCCCCACCCCGCCCUCCGCCCCACCCCAAACACCAUUUCCCCAAGCCCCGCCCCCAAACCAGCCGUUCCGUGUCCUCACCGCGGCCGACGCCUUGCUUCUGUGAAAGCACGCUAUCGCACUGGGCCUGUGAGGAACACUGUUGCCGAGCACCGCGCAUUCCGCCAGCAUGGGGGGACGAGGACGCUCAAGGCGUCCUUUCGGACCGCUGGGACGAGCCCGAGGGACAGGCCUGAUUUGGAACGGCGGCGCAGCCCCCGUACGGCAGGACACGUUACCCAUCAGCCACAGCCUUUCACCUUUUUACGGCCUGCCGGCUACCUGGCUUCUGUGCUACGAUGAGCAGAGCAAAGGAAAGGACACAGGGUGGUGGAAGAUUUUAUAUUUUAUACCAACGAGGCAAACACCCAGCAGAAGGAGGAACGGGCAAAACAUACUGCUACGAAUGUGUGUGUGUGUGCUUGUAGGUGUGCAUGGCUGUGUGUGUGUGUGUGUGUGUGUGUGAAAGCAUGUUUGUGUGUAGCCCCUGCAUUGUACUUUUUAUUUUUUAAACUAAAGCUGACCAAAUCAUGUUGAUGUGCAGUAACAGAUGUCUUAAUUUCAUGUUGCUUUAUUUCAAAAGGCUUUCAAAUAGUCUUUAUUGUGUCUUCUUUUACACAUGUUCAAAAUGUCUUAGUCAUUUCAUAUUGUGUUGAAAUCAUAGGCCAGUUAUUUGUUAACCUUAAUGUGUGGUUUCACAGGAAAUCUGGAAAUAUAAAGAAAAAAAGGAAAAGAGACAGUUUGCAUCUUUUACUGGAUAAUAUGCUGUUGAAAAUCGCAGUCUGCUUGUUGCACUCUAGCCUUAAGACGAAGUUGAGAGGAAGGAUAUUCUAAUAAAUUGUACAUGAAGCUAAAUGAUGUCAUAAGAGGACUGGAAGGAAAUCGUUAUCGUUGCUCUUUGAGCAAAAAUGUAAUUUGGAUAAGCCAAAUGAAGGAAGUGUGUUUAUUUCAGAUUUGUUUGAAAUUAGGAAUAAUUUUGACAUCACAGAUGUGAGGGUUUUGCAGAUGUACUAUGUUGCAGGAACUGCAAACGUGCAAUACACUGCUUAGGCUCAAGUCUUCCAGACCAUAAAUAUCCCUGCACCUUAGAUACUGGCAACACACCAAAGCAUGUGAAAACUAAACACAGAGUUAACUGGCAAGAAGGUUAGAUGGCAAGAUGCAGCCCUUACAUUCAAGUUUUAAAUCUCUUCUCAGAACUUUGCUUUCUGUGUGUUUAUUUAAAGUGGACGGGUGUUUGUCUAUACUCGAUGUGUUAAGGCGUGACUGAUGUGACGUGCGUUUUGCUGUCAGCAGUCAGCAGAAGGUCCCUGCCUUCUAGCCACUGGUAAUGGCUUUGACCUGGGACUGUGGGUCAUGUGAUGCUGUGUGUCAUUGGUCAAAGGUCAGGGGUCAGUCCUGAGACAGGAAUUGAGAGCAGGUCUCCAUACAAGUGCUUAUAGACACAGCAGCACAAUAAGACUGCUGUGACCAUUGUGUAUUAAUGUUCUUCAUAAUUGUUAUUUUUUUAUGUAUACUAAAACUGGACUCGUACACUUUCCUAUCACUGAGGACAGAAAAGGGGUAUUCUGCAAUGUGUAUGUGGUAUAUAGAGAGUGUGUGUGUGUGUAUGUGUGUGAGAGAGAGAGUGAAAGGGGAAAACCAUAGGAAAACCACUUACUGCAUGCUUGAAUUUCCUGUAAACUAAACAACUGAAAUGUAAUACCACUGUUUAACCGUAUUAUUUUUUUAGUUUUAUAUUAACAUACAUAAUAUUUUUAAUGUUGUUUGUGUAGACCGGGAACGAUCUGGCUACAUGCUUUUUUCUCAUUUUUAUAAUUAUGUUUUCAUAAAAAGCAGUUAUUAUAUAAUAUAUUGUUUACAAAACAUCUGCUGCAGCAGCUUUCUCUCUUCAGCUGCACUUUAUUUUCUGUGUGUUGGCUGUUAGUCUAAGAGUUUUUCUUUAACACAAGUGGCAUUUCAGUGUCACACAUGUGGCCAUGAUUGUGCUUAGGGGGAAACCACUUGUACAGUUCACUCAAAAACAGAAUGGUGUGGGUCUGAGCCCCUUGGCAAAUGAGUCGCAGACUGAGGCCUGUUAUGUUAAAUGUCCUACUGAUAGCUUGAAUUGCAUUUAAUUUAUGCCGGUGUGCUUUUUUACCCCAUAUAUCAAAUUGCUGAAAAUAACAUUUUGUUAUUAUGUUCAUGGGACCAUAAUUUUUAUAUGUGUGCAUCUACAUAUCAACUAUAUAUUCAUACAGUGCCAAAGCACAAUUCUGAUAAUGUAACAGUGAUGGCACUCCAUUGAACAGAUUUAGCCAUCUAAGAUCUGAAAAGCAUUGUUAUAUGUGUCCUUAAUAUUGAGCAGACACUGUUUAAUGUUUGGUUAAUGUGUUUUUCAUGCAUUGACAUGGUUGCAGUUGUAACAUGUUACAAGGAAUGUUGGCUUUGUUUUUCUGGGUUUUUUUCUUACAACAUUCAACUAAAAUAAAGAUUACAUAAGAAACCUUA